This is a messenger RNA of Entrophospora sp. SA101, 186 nucleotides long. The record is from the annotation of a GenBank genome assembly. NCBI's taxonomy places the organism in Eukaryota, Fungi, Glomeromycota, Glomeromycetes, Entrophosporales, Entrophosporaceae.
AUGCCGAACAAUACGAACAAUCCUCGUGCAAACAAUCCUCGUGCAAACAAUCCUCCUCCAAACAAUCAAAACAGACAUGUGUAUCCUCCUACGUUAACACCUAAUCAAAUAAAAGCAGUAGGACAAAAAAGAGAUGAAAAUGGUGCCACUCCUAUCAAUCACUAUACAAGACCCAGCCAAUGGUAG